AGUUGAUACCUACAAUGCAAGCCGGAAACAGUGAACAGUCAAAAUUCGCCAGCUGAUCGCAAGUUGCUCAAGAAGGAAAGCCACAUUCAUUCAUUUCUGGGUAUUAAUAACGUUAAAGACACCCGCAACAAUGGCUACAGAGGGUGUUAAAGGGAAAAAAGUAAUAAAACUCGGAGAUAUGAUGGCCAACUUGCCAAAAUUAGACGAAUUCCAGAUAAAAAUAUUGGUGGCGGUCUUGGUCGGCCUCCUCACACUGUACAUUCUCUUCCGGCUCUUCCGGUCUGGCAGCAAGCGUCAUGGUGUGCUGCUGAUGGGGCUCUGUGAAUCCGGCAAGACCCAGCUCUUCUCACGGAUUUGCUAUGGGGCUGAUGUUACCACAGUCACUUCUAUGAAGCCCUCUAAUGCAGAAUUCAAAGUUGGCAAGAAAUCUCUGACUAUAUACGACGUACCAGGUCACGAACGCAUACGCUAUGCUGCCUUUGAGAAAAUCAAGAAUGUUACUGGAGGUAUAGUCUUUCUAGUGGAUUCAGCAACUAUCCAGAAAGAUGUCAGGGAUGCAGCUGAAUUCCUUUAUAGUGUACUGUGUGAUGAAACCAUUCAAAAUGGUCAGCCAAGGAUUCUAGUGGUUUGUAACAAGCAGGACCUUCCCCUGGCUCGUUCUGCCCAGCUAAUCUGCAAGAUGAUGGAGAAGGAAAUGAACCUCCUGCGAGAGACGCGCUCCAGCCAGCUGCAGUCGACCAGUGGCACAGGGAACAAUAACAGCUUCCUUGGGCAUCCUGGUCAAGACUUUGAGUUUGGACAUCUAGGAGGCAUCAAGGUGGACUUUGUGGAGGCUGUAACAAAAGAAGGGGAGAAGAUUGAUCCUGUCACAUCUUGGUUAGAGAGAUUGGCUUAAGAGAUAGCAUGCUGCACAGGAUGUGGAUGGUUUAAUACCCUCAUACAAAGUUGUGCCAUGUGUUGGAGAGGCUGAUAAGAUCUUCAGGCUGACUGUGAUCCUGACAGAUGUCUUUUUGAGAUUCAAGAAAUAUAAGACAGUCAGAACAUCACAUGACAAAAUGUUAGAGAAAUGUGUGUUUUUAUUUAUCAACUGUGCUCUGGUAAAAAGAGAAAGUAUUUUUUUUUGUUUUUGCUGGCAUAUGUACCUUGAAAGACUUUUGUGAAUAAGUAGUUAAGGUCAACAGUGUGUCAUAUAUUUGUUAUUUCUCCCUGUUUAACAUUAAAAAGAAAAUUAAUAAUUUGUGUUUGAGUUUAUUACUAUUACUUUCUUUAUUUUUAGUGUGACUUGAGAACAGAUAGUAGUAAAAAAACAGCAUAUUGUUGUUAACUUUUUUUUUUUUUUAGUUUAUGUAAUCAAUACAUACGUACCGUAAUCAGUUUUAGGAAAUUGUUUUCUUUGAUGAGAGUUUGGUACUUGGUACAACAAUUGAUUUUUGUAUUACUGAAGACAAGAAUAAAAUAACCAAUUAAUACUUGGUUUACAGACCUUGGAAGAAAUGUUCUAUGAUUUAAAUGAUUUUAUUGAGUACUUAUCUACAUUUUCAUGUUAUUAUUUAUACAUAUUAUGAAUGAGGAAAGGCUGCUUUCCUCUAAGAAUGUCAUCUUACUCAUUUUCCUGCUUCUACUCUUGCUCCCCUUCUUCUUUCCUCCUAGAAAUUCAUAAGCAGCCCAACUAUUCCUGCUUUUUUCUUCCUCUUUUGUCUUCCUCGUCCUCCUGCUGUCAUGUUUUUCUCUUCCUUUUUUCAUGUUUUUUUUCUGAAUUGCUUUGUUUGUGCAUUUUGUAAGGUAUAUAUGGUAAAAUGUGACAUUGGAUUCAUUCAUAUUUUUAAAGAAUUGAAAUGGAAUCUCGCUUAAUUCUUCAAGGGAAUUUGAAUUACAACCGGUGUUUAUUUUUCAUAUUAAAUAUAAAACAAA
Molecule: messenger RNA, 1911 nt
Organism: Penaeus monodon (black tiger shrimp)
Lineage: Eukaryota; Metazoa; Arthropoda; Malacostraca; Decapoda; Penaeidae
Gene: SrpRbeta
Product: signal recognition particle receptor subunit beta-like
Exons: 5
Coding region: 131-895 (254 amino acids)
Biological process (GO): intracellular protein transport; vesicle-mediated transport
Cellular component (GO): cytoplasm; plasma membrane
Molecular function (GO): GTP binding
Source: RefSeq, a predicted model, not a curated record